Molecule: messenger RNA, 1596 nt
Organism: Penicillium digitatum Pd1
Lineage: Eukaryota; Fungi; Ascomycota; Eurotiomycetes; Eurotiales; Aspergillaceae
Product: Rhodanese-like
Source: RefSeq, a predicted model, not a curated record
AUGGCCAAGUCCAUAACCGCACGUGAGUUGCGCCAGCAUUGGGUAAAUCAGCAUGAAGUUGCCCUCCUCGACGUCCGCGAAGAAGGCCCCUAUUCCAAAUCACAUCCUCUAUUUGCACUAAGUGUGCCAGUAUCAGAGAUUGAGAAGACGUUAUCUCCGUUGGUUCCUCGAUUAUCAGCCCCGAUCGUUGUCUAUGACGACGGCGAAGGUUAUGCAGAUCAGGCGACGGCCCGGAUAUUAGCCCUGGGGUAUCGGGAUGUUGCCAUUCUGAAAGACGGGCUUUCUGGCUACGCCCUCGUCGGUGAGGUCUAUCGCGAUGUGAACGUACCAUCGAAGGCUUUUGGCGAACUUGUCGAAUCCAUCAACCACACCCCAUCCUUAUCUGCGCGAGAUGUCAAGGAUGUUUUGGAGAGCGAAGCAGAUGUGGUUGUCUUGGACGCCAGACGUUUUGAGGAGUACAAUACCAUGAGCAUUCCCCGUGGCCGCAGCUGUCCAGGAGGGGAACUUGUGUAUCGCUUUUUCGAGGCUGUAUCCUCUCCGGAAACCACAGUCAUUGUCAACUGUGCAGGUCGAACACGGAGUAUUAUUGGGACCCAAUCUUUGAUCAACUCUGGAAUCCCGAAUAAGGUGGUCGCGCUACGAAAUGGGACAAUCGGGUGGACAUUGGAGGGGUUUGAAUUGGACACCAGAAAGACGGAACGGGUUCCAAGUCCUUCCGCUCAGGCAUGUCAAAAGGCAUGUCAACAUGCUGAAUCGUGGGCAAAUCACGUCGGCGUCCCGUUUAUUAAUGGCGACCAGCUCGCUCAAUUUACCGCGGAGUUGGAAGAUCGGACCCUCUAUCUAUUAGAUGUGAGAGACCCGGAGCAGUACUCCCUCGGACACCCAGCCGGCUUCUCCAAUGCCCCCGGUGGUCAAUUGGUACAAGCCACCGACGAAUGGGUCGGUGUUCGAGGAGCUCGCAUUGUUUUAUACGACACAGAUGGUGUGCGAGCGCGCAUGACAGCCAGCUGGCUGUUACAACUCGGAUGGGAGGUGUAUGUCUUCGAAGAGCAAUCCCAAGUGCCCGAUGGGCUUCCAUUGCCUAAAGGCCCUUCAUGGCAUGCUUCAACGGGUGGCUCUAUUACAAUCAAUGACCUUCAAACCCUCUCAGGAGCUAUUGUAGUAGAUCUCGCCCGCAGUCCAUCCUAUCGUAAAGGCCACAUUCCGGGCGCAUGGUUUGCUUCCGGACCCGAACUUGCCCGCGACUUGAAAGGUAUUGAUGGGGACGGCCCUAUCGUGCUGACCUCGCCCGAUGGUGAUGUUGCCGCCAUGAAUUUUGACGACGCACGCAAAUGGGUCUCUCGAGAGGUUUUAUAUCUGGCAGGAGGGACAAGUGCCUGGGUAGCUGCAGGCCAUCCCCUCGAGACGGAGUCAAGGUGGCUGUCGCAACCAAUCGACGUAUAUAAAAGGCCGUAUGAAGGGACAAGCAACGCUCGCAAGGAUAUGAAAAGGUAUCUUGACUGGGAGAAUGGGCUUGUGGCACAACUGGCGAAUGAUGGGGUCGCUUGUUUCCGCGUUGUGCGGGAUACGCGUGAGGAGUGUGGGAAGCUGCGCUGA